AUGGCCAUCCACCCAUCAUCCGUUCAAAACCCUGCCUACGAUGGCGAUUACUACGACACCUCCACCCCACAUCCCUCAAGCACUCUCCAUCUAGCCUCAAAACACACAACAGAAGGCUACCGCGACGGUAUCACCGCUUCAAAACAGCAAUUCAUCCAAGAAGGUUUCGACGAGGGGUACAUUCUCGGAGCAGCUCUAGGUCUCAAAGUCGGUGAAUUACUCGGUACUCUCGAGGGGAUCGUGGGGACUAUAUAUGGACUACUCAACUCGUUGGAUAAGAAUCAGAAGAAAGAUGUUGAUUCAAAGAGCAGCGAGGAUAGAGAGGUACUCAAAGAACAGCUGAGGAGACAGAAGAAGGUCAGGGAGACUGCAAAGCAAGAGUUGGCUUUGGAAAAGGUGUUUGGGAAGGAUUAUUUCGGUGAAGAUGGGGUUUGGAAGUGGACUGCUGAAGAGGAGGAUGGGGAGAUGACGUUUGAUGAUAUUGUACUACAACAUCCCUUGAUAGUAAAGUGGAGAGAUAUCGCGAAGAAGCAGGCUGAGGAGCUUGGAUUGGAUAUCAAGGAUGAUGUUGAAGCUCAGGAGGAAGGGAGCGCCGACGACGAUAGCUGA
Orbilia oligospora ATCC 24927 is the source of this 609-nucleotide messenger RNA. RefSeq lists its product as uncharacterized. Lineage: Eukaryota; Fungi; Ascomycota; Orbiliomycetes; Orbiliales; Orbiliaceae. The record is from RefSeq and is a predicted model, not a curated record. The coding region runs from base 1 to 609 and encodes 202 amino acids. The transcript has a single exon.